This is a messenger RNA of Helianthus annuus (common sunflower), 1807 nucleotides long. Its product is annotated as probable protein phosphatase 2C 12. The coding region runs from base 430 to 960 and encodes 176 amino acids. The record is from RefSeq and is a predicted model, not a curated record. The transcript is spliced from 7 exons. Gene Ontology annotation, biological process: protein dephosphorylation. Gene Ontology annotation, molecular function: protein serine/threonine phosphatase activity. NCBI's taxonomy places the organism in Eukaryota, Viridiplantae, Streptophyta, Magnoliopsida, Asterales, Asteraceae.
UAUAACUGCCAUGGUGGUGAUUAGAAUGCGCUUCAUUUCUCAUCUUCCUACUCUCUCUAUCUUAUCAAAUCCAAACUACGAUGGUGUUGAAUCCUGUUUAAGAAACAAUUGAUCUCCUGUUUGUAUUUACUUUUGUUUUAUUUAGUUGAAUUGCUGACAUGGGAGAUGAUUCCGGCAUGUCAUAUCAUGAUUGAACCUAACACCAUAUCGGGUGAAGAAGACGACCGGUAAACCAAACCACGUGCACCCGUUUCUGUCGAGUUCGACUUACAGUCCAAACUUCAGGGUUAAAAUCCGGUUCUAUCACCCUCUGCCAUUCAUCCAGAUCUUGUGGUGAACAACAGGGGUGUGAAUAAAGUUUUUGUUGAAAAUGUUAUGAAGGUUGAACUUAUAGAUCUAUAAAUCUGGAUUUACGAAGGGACAGAGGAAAUGUCGUCGAAUAAAGGCGAGCAUCAGACGGUCCCGUUAUCGGUGUUGUUGAAGCGUGAAUUGGCCAAUGAGAAGGUUGGGCGGCCGGAGAUUGUUAGCGGUCAGGCGAAUCAGUCGAAGAAAGGGGAAGAUUUCAUGUUGAUUAAGAUCGAAUGCCAACGCGUGUUGGGAGAUGGUGUUACUACGUAUUCUGUGUUUAGGGUACUUGAUGGCCAUAAUAGGGCUGCAGCAGCUAUAUAUACCAAAGAGAAUCUUUUGAAUAAUGUUUUGAGUGUUAUUCCUCCGGACCUGAACCGCGAAGAAUGGAUUGGGGCUUUGCCUAGGGCUUUUGUGGCCGGAUUUGUGAAAACGGAUAAGGAUUUUCAAGAGAAAGGUCAACUGUCGGGAACAACAGUCACCUUUGUAAUUAUUGAAGGAUUCAUAGUUACUGUGGCAUCAGUUGGUGAUUCCCGCUGCAUACUUGAAUCUGCAGAUGGAAGCCUAUAUUAUCUAUCAGCAGAUCACAGAUUUGAGGACAAUGAAGAAGAGUGAGUAUUGAGUAUAUAGAUGCAAGUUAUAACGUUCUUCUGUGUAUUUAUUCCUUUAUGAUAUGUUAUUUUUUUAAAGAUGUGUGAUCUGUGUAUUUAUUCAUUAUUUUUUUUUAUAAUGAAACCGUUCGAGAUUCGCUUUCUCCCGGACGUCCUUUGAUCCUUAAAGAAGAUAAACAGGGGAUCGUGGCAGCAGGGCUCACUCAGUAUCGCGCGUAUUCAACUGAUGAGGUCAUGAUGUUGCUUCAACAAGGAAACCGUAAUUGGACUACAGAACCAACUCGAGCCAAUGAAACAUCGUCACGCUCCCAUGCUAUUCUUCUGGUUUGAGAUCAAACAAAAUUUAUGCUCAUCUUGAAAAGAGUUAUGGUUGAGUAUAGAGUGAAAGACGAAUGUAACAUCAUAAACAGAGUUGGAAAAUUGUCGUUGAUUGACUUAGCGGGCUCAGAGCGCGCCCACGCAACUGAUCAAAGAACACUGAGAUCACUUGAGGGCGCCAACAUUAACCGAUCGUUACUUGCUCUUAGUAGUUGCAUUAACGCUCUUGUUGAAGGAAAGAAACAUGUUCCUUAUAGGAACGCAAAACUCACUCAACGGUUUAAAGAUUCUAUCGGCGGGCCUUGCUAUACGGUUAUGAUCGCGGAUAUCACCCUUCAUUGGGCCGAUCGAGCUAAGGAGAUCCGUACUAAGUCUUGUCAAAAUGUUUCUAAAUCAUUCUUAUUAGAUGCUUGAGUUUUUUGUUAUAGUUUUUUUAUUUUUGUGUAGAGAUCUCGGCACUAAUCAUAUUGGAGACCAUAUACUGUCAAACCUUCCACUUACCAUCAAGAGUUAUGUUUAUUGGUCCUUCAUCA